AUGUCCACCCUCGAGGAGCUUGACGACCUCGAUCGCAGAGACAAAGAUGACAAGAAAAAAAAUGGAGACCCCGAUGCAGGCAAGGAGGGGGCGGCGACCGGAGACGAGGAGAUGAAAGACAAAGCAGAUGAUGUCGACGAUAUCUUGGACCACGAGGUACUUGGCCUCAGCACACAAGACGUUUUGACACGAAAGCGACUACUGGAAAACGAUUCCAGAAUCAUGAAGGGCGAGCUUUCCCGACUGUCACAUGAGAAGGCGGCAAUGGGGGAGAAGAUCAAAGACAACGUGGACAAGAUUGCCAACAACAGACAGCUUCCAUAUCUUGUAGGCAACGUUGUGGAGUUGCUAGACCUCGAUCCCACGGCUGAAUCCUCGGAAGAGGGUGCGAAUAUAGACCUGGACGCAACGCGAGUAGGCAAGUCGGCCGUCAUCAAGACGUCUACCCGACAAACAAUUUUCCUGCCACUCAUUGGACUGGUGGAUUCUGAACAGUUGAAACCUGGAGACCUGAUAGGAAUAAAUAAGGACUCAUACCUUAUUCUCGACACCCUACCUGCCGAGUAUGAUAGUAGAGUGAAGGCGAUGGAAGUAGAUGAAAAGCCCACAGAGCAAUACACGGAUGUUGGCGGUCUCGACAAGCAGAUUGAGGAGUUGGUCGAGGCGAUUGUGUGGCCCAUGAAGGAAGCCGACAGAUUCAAAAAGAUUGGCAUCAAAGCUCCUAAAGGUGCUCUGAUGUACGGCCCUCCUGGUACUGGAAAGACGUUGUUGGCAAGAGCAUGUGCGGCGCAAACCGAUGCUACGUUUUUAAAAUUGGCGGGACCACAGCUCGUCCAGAUGUUCAUCGGUGAUGGCGCCAAGCUAGUUCGAGAUUGCUUUGCCUUGGCAAAAGAGAAGGCCCCAGCCAUCAUAUUCAUCGAUGAACUUGAUGCUGUCGGCACAAAGAGAUUUGACAGCGAGAAGAGCGGUGACCGUGAAGUCCAAAGGACUAUGCUCGAGCUUCUAAACCAAUUGGAUGGCUUCGCGUCGGAUGACCGCAUCAAAGUUCUGGCAGCAACAAAUCGUGUUGAUGUGCUUGAUCCAGCUUUGCUUCGAUCCGGGCGUCUCGACCGAAAAAUCGAGUUUCCGCUGCCCAACGAAGAGGCCAGAGCCCAAAUUCUCAAAAUCCACUCCCGAAAGAUGAAGGUGGACCCUGGUGUCAACUGGGGUGAGCUUGCGAGGAGCACCGACGAGUUUGGAGGAGCAAUGCUUAAAGCUGUGUGUGUAGAGGCUGGCAUGAUAGCCUUGCGGUCAGGAAAGAACAAGAUUGGCCAUGAGCACUAUGUUGAUGCCAUCGCUGAAGUGCAAGCCAAAAAAAAAGACACUGUCAACUUUUACGCCUAA
This is a messenger RNA of Metarhizium album ARSEF 1941, 1383 nucleotides long. Its product is annotated as 26S protease regulatory subunit 6A. Gene Ontology annotation, cellular component: proteasome regulatory particle, base subcomplex. The record is from RefSeq and is a predicted model, not a curated record. Bases 1 to 1383 code for a protein of 460 amino acids. Gene Ontology annotation, molecular function: ATP binding; ATP hydrolysis activity; proteasome-activating activity. Lineage: Eukaryota; Fungi; Ascomycota; Sordariomycetes; Hypocreales; Clavicipitaceae. The transcript is spliced from 4 exons. Gene Ontology annotation, biological process: proteasome-mediated ubiquitin-dependent protein catabolic process.